GAAGAAAAAGAAUAUCACUCAGUCUAAUCAAGAUCAAUCUUAACAGUCAAAACAUCCGCGCGCACACAGAUAUACAUCCGACCUGCCUUAAAUACUUUAUCUGAAAUUCGGUGACUUUGGCUCAAGUCAAGUGCCCCACCACGGAGACUUCCGUAACCGUGAGUGUUCUCCAAAGCGUCCAUCCAACCGGGGCGGCUUGGUAGACCAGCCCAAAUCGGGUACUGGUUGUCGUCACGCUUGUUGCCAUUUUUUCUGGCUUAUCGUUACCAAAGCACCACCCCAAGCCUUGCCCCUUUGCUUAUUCUAUCUUUCGCCAUUUUUUGUCGCCAAUCUUGCCUCCCGCCAUUUGAUAUCUGCCAAAUUUAUCCUGGCUAUCUCCCCUGGGAGUCAUCCAUGCCAGGAAUAUAGGGCCUGUCCAUCGCGUUGGCGCUCUUCUAUAUUCGGCGGUUCCAAUCUUCGCAAUGGCAACCUCCCCCGCGGGGGGCCAAUCCGAGCCCAGGGGUACGUGAGGUGACAGACAGUUCAGCUGGUGGUAGUCGCACUUUCCAGCCCUGCUGCAGUGUCUACUACCUUUGUUCGCAACUAACGCAGAAACAAAAUCUCCCCCUUUGUGAUUUUAUCCUGUUCUGCCCAAGAUGUGGUUCAAUUCCAUGUACCCUUUGCUCAAUCUGCCGCCUAGCAGGUACCUACCUACACCUUGGGUAUUCAGUUGCUGAUGAUAUCCUCCACGCAAAGCAGCGCCCACAGAUGUCCAUGCCGGCACUUCCGAACCACAGGCGCCAGCCGAGCCUCCAGCAGUAGUAGUAGCACCAGCACCGACAUCUCCAACACAAACGCCAGCGCCAACGCCAAAUUCACAGCCAACAGCACCCUCCGUGCGCUUUCGGUCCGUCGUUGAAGAGAUCGGCCCGGAGGUGGUGCAAUCGGGAUCGUCUCCAGAAGUCCCUGCUCCCGUCGACGCCCAUGAACUCGGUGAGGUCACACCAGCCCAGCUGAGUGCGUUGGCCAAGUCGCUGCAAGGAUCUCAUUUGCAGGAGCGCCGGAUGAACAUAUUCUCAUUCCAGCCAGUAUCGCUUCCUGCCUCCAGAACCCCUUCCCAUGAAGACGAUUCUUCAAAAAACCCUACUCGUCAAAAUACCCGCAGUACCGCUGGGCAAUCACCAUUGUCGAGCCCGCGGGUUGCGCCAAUGCAUAGUCCACCUCUGACCCCCGCGGCCACUGGCCUUGCCGACGUCGACUCAAAACGCCAGGCCAAUUCCACAGCGGGCCACCGAAGUGACAUCAUCACUCCCCAAGACUCGACGGAUUCACCCCCUCGAUCUUCUAGGCCAAGCUUGCGGCCAGAUGGUUUCUCCUCGGCCGACGACGUUCCCAGGCGUCCUCGUUCGACGCACAAUGAUAGUGAUGGAUCCUCAAAAGUAGGCGGGCACCGCAAAGGCAUGUUUUCGACAGGACCUGGGAGUCUGCCGUCCUCGCGAGACUCAAGCCCGACCCGCCUGGCUGCCUCGCAACUGUACACGAGACCCUUCACUCCGGACGGCGAUGCGAACGAUCCAUAUGCAGCGCACAAGCGACCGCAGCAAAAAGCCAUCGAGCCACGUUUUCAUUUCUCUCUAGGCAGGAGAAAGCAUUCGCCCGCAUCAUCUUCCAAUAGCCUGGGGAAAGCUUCCCCGGACAAGCGCGGAUCUGCUUUGUUCCUCAGGGGCUCUGAUCUCAACCGGGAGACCAGUUCCACUCCGACAAUUAAUAGUAGGCCUAACUCGAUGGCGGACUUGAAGCGAUUUUUCAAGGUCGGGCCUCACAAGAAGCGCGCCUCAUCCCCAUCUCCGUCUGUCAAAUCGACCCAGGUCUCGACAAGUUCCAAAAGCCAGGCCCAGAUUCCCUUUGGUAGUGAUCAUGGUCUAUCUUCCAAGUAUGGGAAACUGGGCAAAGUUCUCGGCUCAGGGGCCGGUGGAUCGGUUAGGUUAAUGAAGCGGGCAGAAGACAACACAGUUUUCGCGGUGAAGGAGUUCCGACCAAGGCAUACGUACGAAACGGAGAAGGAGUACGUCAAGAAGUUGACAGCCGAGUAUUGUAUCGGCUCGUCACUACAUCACGGUAACAUCAUCGAGACUCUUGACAUUGUGCAAGAAAAGGGCAAGUGGUAUGAGGUUAUGGAGUACGCUCCAUAUGAUCUUUUCGCCAUUGUCAUGACAGGAAAACAGUCGCGCGAAGAGGUGACGUGCUGCUUCCUCCAGAUUCUUAGUGGAGUCACGUAUCUGCAUGGCAUGGGUCUUGCGCACCGAGAUUUGAAAUUGGACAACGUUGUGGUCAGCGAACACGGCAUAAUGAAGAUAAUCGAUUUUGGAAGCGCUCAUGUCUUCAAAUAUCCUUUCGAGAACGGAAUUAACCUAGCAAAAGGGAUUGUGGGAUCCGAUCCAUAUCUAGCACCCGAGGUGUAUGAUGAACGGAGAUAUGACCCUGCAGCAGUCGAUAUAUGGUCACUGGCGAUCAUCUACUGUUGCAUGACAUUGCGCCGCUUCCCCUGGAAGGUCCCCCGCAUGACCGAUAACUCGUUUAAACUAUUUGCUUCCGAGCCAACACCAGGUCACGACCCAAAGAAGCUGGUUUUGCCGUCCCACCAGUCCUCAUCGGCACUCACUGAGAUACCGGCGCGAGACAUCUUUGUCCAGAGCGACGAGAACAAGUCAACUGUCGAGCAGAACAACAACCCACAGCCACAGAAGGUGGAAGGACCAACAAGCACCGGCACUGAGACCAACACGGGGGGUUCCAAUAUUGGUAACAGCUCGGCGCCUGAGAAGCGUGAGGUUAUUCGGGGGCCUUGGCGGAUCCUCCGACUGUUGCCGCGCGAGAGUCGACAUGUUAUCAGCCGUAUGUUGAUGAUAAAUCCUAAGGAGAGGGCCAAGAUGGAGGAGAUCAUUGAGGAUCCUUGGGUUGCAAACACCGUCAUCUGUCGACAAGAAGCCCCCGGCCAGGUUUUCCAAGCAGAGGACCACACUCACAUCUUGGAGCCCCCGGCGGCCCCCUCAAGCACACCUGCUGCGGCACCUGCCAAAUAGCGACUGUUGCAGGUGAAGGCUAUUUUUUCUUCUGCCCACGCGGAAAUUCAUUACCAUCACACUGCUAAUAUCUAGCGCUUCUCAAGUCCUGCGCAAAAUCACAGACGACCUGGAUUAUAUCGAUCGCGUAGAGACGGGAAUGAGUGAUUGUGUAUAUUGUUGUUCUCUUUUUUUUUUGUUACUGGGGAUUCUGGGGUACAUUUGCAUGUAGCAUUCUAGGGGCCGGGCUUGCAUAAAGGGUUGCAUUAGACCAGCUCAUUGAGCACUAGAAUGGGGACUCGGGAAAUAUACGAAGGGAUUCUUGGAUUCUCCCUUGGACUUCCGAUAUGGAAAUAUAGUUUACGAGACAGCACUCUCGACCAAUUGAAGAGUUAUUCGACCAUUAAAAAAAAACAUCAAAGGCAUAUGUAAUUGACCUCAUUGACC
Molecule: messenger RNA, 3488 nt
Organism: Pyricularia oryzae 70-15
Lineage: Eukaryota; Fungi; Ascomycota; Sordariomycetes; Magnaporthales; Pyriculariaceae
Product: HAL protein kinase
Exons: 3
Coding region: 1044-3062 (672 amino acids)
Biological process (GO): protein phosphorylation; intracellular signal transduction
Molecular function (GO): ATP binding; protein serine/threonine kinase activity
Source: RefSeq, a predicted model, not a curated record